ACCAGGUGUGUCGCUGCUUGAUUCCACCUGUCCCACUUUCAUUUUGUGACAGUGUGUCUGUAGAUAGACAAUUAAGUGGCUGUAAUAGGUAAAUUAGAAUAUAUUGCUCAACGGCUUUCAGCCUUCAGUUGUGUGUGAGUGUGUGAGAGAGCGCUGCCACACAAGGACUACAUGUUUGCUCAGUAAUCUCCGGCUCAACCUGUCUGAUAGGUGUGGGCUGGCUGGCAGUGACUUGCGCAGGUAUGAAGUCAAAUCCAACACAGUCUUGAGAGAGAGGAGGGAAGCUUUUGCACUCCUGACAGACACUCUUACUUUUUACAAAAAAGCAGAAGGAAAGCAAUAGAAGAACAACUCUCAUAAACUCCAGGAAGACAAACAGAAGAAGAAGAAACCGUGGGAAAAGGUGGAAGACGAGGAGAAUGCUACAAAAUGUAAAAUAACCCAAGGAAGCUUCUUCUGCGGCAGUUCGACAGAUGGGUCUGGAAUCCUAAUGUGGCAUUUCAGGCUCUGGGAAAUACAAGAUGUUGCUGUUUUUCUCAGCAUCAUGUUAUAUAUGUGCCACCUAGCUGGAGCCAUUUCCAUAUACUCUCCUCAGAGGAGCCUGAUCCGCUCUGUGCAGGACGAUGUGAUCUUCUCAGUGAAUUUCACCUGCAGCGAGAUCCCAAACAUACAAUGGACUUUUAUGUCAGGAUUGGUGAGCCGGAUGAUAGGGACCUGGCAGCCUGGGGGGUACACCAACAUAACGGAGGACUACAGCAGCCGGGUGCAGGCCUAUGACAACGGUUCGAUGUGCCUGUCAGACCUGCGGCUGCAGGAUGGUGGAUUCUACGUCGUCACCAUCACAGAAUCAACCGGGAGCAGCAAGGAUUUUGGUUUCGUCCUCAAAGUAAAUGAGGUUCUGUAUGAGGACCUUCAGUACCUUACUGUCUCUUUUUUGGCCCUGGCCUGCUUGGCCGGCCUUCUUAUGCUCGCCAUGUGGCUCCUGGACAAGGCCUACAAGAAGAUAAUGGCAUGCAAGCGCAGGAGAGAGAUGCCAGGUGAUGCCAGAAAAACAGAUUUACAACUUGGAAAUUUCUUGUGAAUACCCAUUCAGAAAAUUUCGGAUUGCUGGCAUUGCUCAAACAUAUCCUUCCCUGAUUUCUUGUAUGGAUAAGUGCUGAAAACGUUCAUAACCAAAAAAGGUCACUCUACAUGGAGGACAACUAUGUAACCAAAAUAAAUAAAUAAAUACAUCAAAAUAAAUAAAUUUGUGUGUCUGCUUCUCCUACAAAUAUCCAUAGUGUUUUACAGAAUUUCUUACAUUUUUGUGGCAAUGAUAAUGGAAACACUACAGGACACGUUUAUACACAUUCAUUCAUAGAAUACGUUAUUGUCUGCACUAAACAGGCACAGUCUGAACUACAUGCAGUUUAACAGGUAGUCCAUGGACGGACCUGCUGCUUUCAGGAAUUUUGGGGCAUAUUUGCAGGCCAGUUUCCCCAAAACUCUCCCUGGUGCUGAGGAUGAACAGUUGGUGCAGUUUUAGUCAUAAAGCUCUGUCAUGCAGAAGUUUGGGGCAGAAAUUUUGAACACAGAAAAAGUGUCAUCAGAUUCUGAUCCAUCAUGCAACUGGAAAGGGUCCAACUUACAGCGGCUUAAUUUUUCAGCAUGACAAUCAUCCCAAACACACUGCUAACGCAGUAAACGCACACCUGGAUAGAAAAACACACAGUGGAACACCAUCAAUCACGAACUGGCCUCCUCAGAGUCCUGACGCAAUAUUAUUGAGUGUGGGAUCAUCUUCAGAGAGAACAGAACACAAAGCAGCCAAAUCCAAAGAAUAGCCAGGAGAACUAUUCCUAAAGACUACUACUAAAUAAGUUACAAACUGGUUCCUGAAUGAGGCAAAUAAAACCUUAUAAAGUGUCUGAAAUGUGGCUGCUUUUUUAGGUAAUGGGUGAAACAGUAAAGAACAACAUUUUUUGAAUAAACACGUUUGUGUGUUGUUUUAUCUAAAGUUUAAAUGUGUUCUUCUUACCACUGCACGAUUGUGUGGAGAAUAAAUAUAGGUUGAAAGGUGUGAUGGUUGACUUUGGUUAGACUCUAUUAUUGUUUCAAAGUAAGGGCGUGUUUGAGUACAAAGGUCUGUGAAGACCUAUUAUAGCUUUGUUUGUUGUCUUAAUGAUGUAUUGACACUUUAAUCCUCC
Molecule: messenger RNA, 2186 nt
Organism: Oreochromis niloticus (Nile tilapia)
Lineage: Eukaryota; Metazoa; Chordata; Actinopteri; Cichliformes; Cichlidae
Gene: vstm5
Product: V-set and transmembrane domain containing 5
Exons: 4
Coding region: 491-1081 (196 amino acids)
Biological process (GO): positive regulation of excitatory synapse assembly; filopodium assembly
Cellular component (GO): axon; plasma membrane; dendrite
Source: RefSeq, a predicted model, not a curated record